AUGGCCUCCAACGAUGCUCCACAGCGCCUCGGCGUCCCGUCUCGAAAUCCCCUCCCUCUCUCCGCCUCCCAGGAAUCACAAGUCAGAGACAUCUACUACGCCCGAGUACGAAAGCUGUGCUCCGACGAGAUCAAGGCCUUUGCCGACUGCGCCCUCGGCCGCACCUUCACCGUCUCCUUCCAGUGCCGCGAGCAGCACCGCGAGAUGAACUCGUGCCUGACCCGGUUCGCGACGCCGGCGGAGCACGACGCCGCGCGGGAGGAGUGGUUCGCCAUGCGGCUGGAGCGCCAGCGCGAGAGGGAGCGCAAGGCCCGGAUGGCCGCCGCCCAGGAGGAGUUCCUGCGCGAGUGGUGGGCCCUGCCGGAGGAGGUGAGGCUCUCGAGGCCGAAGCCGGAGGGGAUCGAGAGCAGGCCCGAGAGGGUGGGCGGGAUGCCGGCCGCGCAGGCCUCGUCGUCGUCGUCGUCGUCUAGCAGCGGGCGGUAA
Molecule: messenger RNA, 483 nt
Organism: Clonostachys rhizophaga
Lineage: Eukaryota; Fungi; Ascomycota; Sordariomycetes; Hypocreales; Bionectriaceae
Source: the annotation of a GenBank genome assembly